Molecule: messenger RNA, 2382 nt
Organism: Cicer arietinum (chickpea)
Lineage: Eukaryota; Viridiplantae; Streptophyta; Magnoliopsida; Fabales; Fabaceae
Product: D-3-phosphoglycerate dehydrogenase 2, chloroplastic
Biological process (GO): L-serine biosynthetic process
Cellular component (GO): chloroplast stroma
Molecular function (GO): phosphoglycerate dehydrogenase activity; NAD binding
Source: RefSeq, a predicted model, not a curated record
UACCUCUAAUAAUCGUUCAUAAAAACUGUACGUAACCAACCAACACAAAGACCCCACCACCCCUUCAAACUUUUGUUCCAUUGAAACUAACCAAAUUCAUUCAACAAAAAAAGACAGAGAAAAACACAAAGAAAGAGAAAAACAGAGAAAUUAAUCAUUCAUUCAUUAGAUCCAUCUAUGGCUUCCUCUUCAUGUACCAAACCAAUUUUCCCUUCACCAACUUUCUCUUCUUCACCAUCUUCACAAUCUUCAAAAACCUCUCAUCUCUCAUUCCUAAACUCCAACACUUUUGGAACCAUACCCAAAAACAUUAAACUCUCUCAUAAUUCCACCACUUCACGUAAUUCCAUUCUGGUCAACGGUGUUUUAAAAACCGCUGACCAGACAAAACAAACAACACACCCAGUUACCAACGACAGCGUCGUUGGUAACUCACAAAAACCAACAAUCCUAGUCUCCGAGAAACUCGGAGAAGCAGGACUACAAGUGUUACGAAAAUUGGGACACGUGGAAUGUGCUUAUGACUUAUCAGCGGAAGAACUUUGCAAGAAAAUUUCGAGCUGUGAUGCUUUAAUUGUACGAAGUGGUACGAAAGUUACGAGGAAAGUUUUUGAAGCAGCGAAAGGGAAAUUGAAGGUUGUUGGAAGAGCUGGUGUUGGAAUUGAUAAUGUGGAUCUUCAAGCUGCUACUGAAUUUGGUUGUCUUGUUGUUAAUGCGCCCACAGCGAAUACCAUUGCUGCUGCGGAACAUGGGAUCGCUCUCCUUGCUGCCAUGGCUCGUAAUGUUUCACAGGCUGAUGCUUCCAUCAAAGCUGGAAAAUGGCUAAGAAGCAAGUAUGUAGGAGUAUCUAUGGUUGGAAAAACAUUAGCAGUAAUGGGAUUUGGAAAAGUUGGAUCAGAAGUUGCAAGACGUGCAAAAGGUUUAGGAAUGAAUGUGAUAGCACAUGACCCUUAUGCUCCAGCUGAUAGAGCACGUGCUGUUGGUGUUGAAUUAGUUUCAUUUGAUCAAGCAAUCUCAACUGCUGAUUUCAUUUCACUUCAUAUGCCUUUAACUCCAACUACUAAUAAAGUUUUCAAUGAUAACACUUUUGCUAAGAUGAAGAAAGGUGUUCGUAUUAUUAAUGUUGCUAGAGGUGGUGUUAUUGAUGAAGAUGCUUUGGUUAAAGCUCUUGAUAGUGGAGUUGUUGCUCAGGCAGCACUUGAUGUGUUCACUGAGGAGCCUCCAUCCAAAGACAGUAAGUUAGUUCAACAUGAGAAUGUGAUUGCUACUCCUCAUCUUGGAGCCAGCACCAAAGAAGCACAGGAGGGUGUGGCUAUUGAAAUAGCAGAGGCUGUGGUUGGUGCAUUGAAUGGUGAACUUUCAGCAACUGCUGUCAAUGCUCCUAUGGUUGCUCCUGAGGUGUUAUCUGAACUGGCUCCAUAUGUUGUGCUGGCUGAGAAGCUGGGAAGGUUAGCUGUGCAGUUGGUAUCUGGAGGAAGCGGAAUCCAAUCUAUAAAAGUGGUUUACCGAUCGGCUAGAGGCCCAGACGACCUCGACACUAGACUUCUCCGAGCCAUGAUCACAAAAGGCAUCAUUGAACCAAUAUCAAACACAAUUGUCAACCUUGUAAACGCUGAUUACAUCGCGAAACAAAAAGGCCUUCGCAUAAGCGAGGAAAGAGUUGUUGUUGAUUCAUCUCCUGAGCUACCUGUUGAGUCAAUCCAGAUUCAAAUAUCAAACGUGGAGUCCAAAUUCGCGAGUGCUGUAUCGGAGAGUGGUCAGAUAAGCAUUGAUGGAAAAGUGAAAUAUGGCACACCUCACCUUAUAUGUGUCGGAUCAUUCGGCGUGGAUGUGAGUUUAGAAGGGAAUCUGAUUCUGUGCAGACAGAUAGAUCAGCCUGGAAUGAUUGGCCUUGUUGGCAACAUAUUAGGUGAACAGAAUGUGAAUGUGAGUUUUAUGAGUGUCGGAAGAACAUCUCGUCGUAAGAAAGCUAUUAUGGCUAUCGGUGUCGACGAAGAACCAAAUAAGGAGGCUCUUGAGAAUAUUGGAGGUGUGCCUGCUAUUGAGGAGUUUGUGUUUCUCAAGCUUUAGAAGUUGAUUCAUAAGUAAUAUAUAUAUAGGUAUUGAUUGGGGGGAAAAUUAAUGAGUCUAAUUUUGUACUCUUUAUGGAAGUAUUGUAGUAGGAAAAUGAUAGCUUAUGUUAUGAAGUAAUGGAUGGUAGAGAAUAAAUAAAACUAGCUGAAAAUAAAAUCAGCUAGUAGUGUGUGACCUCUGCUAUAAGUUUUGUAUCAUGGUUCUUUUUUGGGUAUGAAUUUUGUAUCAUGGUUUAAACUUAUGUUUUUCUAGCUUUAAAUAUGUAAACACUAUUUGUUGUUUGUCUUUUGUAAUUGAUGUUGUUUGUUA